AUGCAGCAGGCAGGCAGGCAAGGCAGGCAGGCUGAGGAGGACAGCCCCAUGGAGAACGGCAUGGGGCAGGAACCGAGGGCUGCCGAGACACCCACUGCAGAGGGUGCCCCAGCACCCCGGGCCCCCCGGGUCCGCCCACGGCUGGUGUUUCACACCCAGCUGGCCCACGGCAGCCCCACAGGCCGCAUCGAGGGCUUCACCAACGUGAAGGAGCUCUAUGCCAAAAUUGCUGAAGUCUUCAGCAUCGCGCCCACUGAGAUCCUCUUUUGCACGCUCAACACGCACAAAGUGGACAUGCAGAAGCUGCUAGGUGGGCAGAUCGGCCUGGAGGACUUCAUCUUCGCCCACGUCCGGGGUGAGACAAAGGAGGUGGAGGUGACCAAGACUGAGGAUGCCCUUGGCCUCACCAUCACGGACAAUGGGGCUGGCUAUGCUUUCAUCAAGCGAAUAAAGGAGGGGAGCAUCAUCAACCGCAUCCAGACAGUGUGCGUGGGCGACAGCAUCGAGGCCAUCAAUGACCACACCAUCGUGGGCUGCCGGCACUAUGAGGUGGCCCGGAUGCUGCGGGAGCUGCCCCGGGCUCAGCCCUUCACCCUUCGCCUAGUGCAGCCCAAAAAGGCCUUUGAUAUGAUUGGGCAGAGGAUGCGGAGCAGCAAGUGCCUGGGCGAGGGCAGAGUGGCCAGCGGGAAGGAGACGCUGCGGCUGCGUGCAAAGGGCCCUGCCACGCUGGAGGAGGGGAGCCUGGGGAGGGGGUGA
This is a messenger RNA of Struthio camelus australis, 756 nucleotides long. The record is from RefSeq and is a predicted model, not a curated record. Lineage: Eukaryota; Metazoa; Chordata; Aves; Struthioniformes; Struthionidae.